AUGCGGCCUCAGGGCCGCCCCGCGGCUGGAGCCUCCCCAGCACGCAGGUCCCCGGGCAGCACCGGCGGUGCUGGGGGUGCCCAAACCCCGCUGGGGACCCCUCUGCGGCCCUGCUCYGCUGAGCUGAGCGCGCUGCUCUGUGUGUCCCGCCCAGGCUGCCUGUUUGACCGGAGGCUCUGCUCCCCGCAGGAGGUCUGUGUGCAGGAUGGGCUCUUUGGGCAGUGCCAGGUGGGCUCCGUGCAGGACAGACCCCACUUCCAGGUCACGUCGCCCGUGCUGCAGCGCCUGCAGGAUGUCCUGCGACACCUCUUGGCACAAGGGCUGUCGUGGCAGGACGGCCUCACGCAGUACGUGAUCUCUCGGGAGAUGGAGCGGAUCCCCCGGCUCCGCGCGCCGCCCUCGCUGGAGCCCAUGCCCAGGGACAGGUUGGUGGCUGCGCGCGGGCCGCCCCGCAGAGCCCUGCACCCCGCCGAGGGCGGCCUGCCGCCGGCCCAGCACCUGGGGCAGCCGCCGCCCGCCGCGCUGCUGCAGCGCUACCUGGAGCAGCUGCUGCCGCCGCCGCCGCCRCCGCUCGCCUACGAGGAGGCCCUGCUGCAGCCCUACUCCUACCACAAGUUUGGCUACCAGGACGGCGCUCACCAGCUCCCCGGCAGCUCCGCGCGGCAGAGCCCCGCUGCCGCCGCGCUGCUGGGCCGCGUCCCUGCCCAGGCCCUGUUUGGGGCCGGCCCUGUGCCCUCCUAYGGCGGACAGCCCGGGACGGACGGGGGGCAUCUCUUCCAGGACUUGGGGCUGCUCUCCCUGCCUAGGCAGAAAGCCGGCCGCAUGGAGCCUGCCCCGGCCAGGCUCCAGCACAGCCUGCGCUUCCCCGAUGACUUCAGGGACGUGGAGAGGGGGCAGCCAGCAGCCCUGGCUGCCCCGCCAGCCCCGGCACAGCCAGACGCUGCCCUGAAGAGACUGGCCUCCGUGCUGGCCAGCUACGGCCUGGCGCUGCCGGAGCUGAGCGCCCAGCAGCUGAGCAGCCUCUCUGCCCUCCUGCAGCUGCUGCAGGGCCCGGGUGCCGCUGGCCCCGAGGUGCCCACAGCCAAGCGGGUGACAGAGGGGGACAUGCAGCAUGGAGAGGAGCCGGAGCCCCUCUUUUCCACGGCGCUGCCCCCAGCCAGCAGCUCCUCAGCGGAGGGGCUGAGGGGCAGGGCAGGACACACGGCGGCCCCCCAGGCACAGCCGCCGCGGGGGCUCGGUGGAGCCGCGGGCAGCGCCGGGAAGCUGGUCGCGGUGCAGAAGAAGAGCUACACGGAGGCGAAGGACSCGGGGGAGCGGCGUGGCGGGCGGCCGCCCGACGAGUACGGCUACAUCAUCACGGACCAGAAGCCGCUGGGGCUGGAGGCCGGCGUGCGGCUGCUGGAGGUCCUGGCCAAGCGCGUGCACCUCUCCACCRCCAGCUUCAUCAACAUCAGCGUCGUGGGCCCCGCGCUCACCUUCCGCAUCCGGCAGAACCCCCAGAACCUCUCGCUGGCGGAUGUGGCCAGCCGGGCCGAGCGGGUGAAGGCGGAGCUGGAGGCAGAGCUGGGCCUGAAGAUCGUGCAGACGGGGGUGGGACAGCGAAACGAGGCUGCCACCUACCCGCACCCGCUGCGCUUCGGCGACAGCUUCCACUCGGUGCUGCUCACCUUCAUCGCGCUGGCCUGCGUGGCGGGCAUCGCCAUCGCCGCCGCCGCCGCCUUCUGCCUGCGCCACCACGCCAGGCAGCGGCACAAGGAGCGCCUGGCCGCGCUGGGGCCCGAGGGCGCAGCCGACAGCACCCUCGAGUACCAGGAGCUCUGCCGCCAGCACAUGGCCGCCAAGUCRCUGUUCGGGCGCGCCGAGGGCCCCGCGGCGCCGGCCGAGACGUCGCGCGUGAGCAGCGUCUCGUCGCAGUUCAGCGACGCGCCGCAGCCCAGCCCCAGCUCGCACAGCAGCACGCCGUCCUGGUGCGAGGAGCCCGUGCAGUCCAACAUGGACAUCUCCACGGGGCACAUGAUCCUGGCCUACAUGGAGGACCACCUCCGCAACCGGGACCGGCUGGCCAAGGAGUGGCAGGCCCUGUGCGCCUACCAAGCCGAGCCCAACGUCUGCGCCGUCGCCCACAGCGAAGCCAACCUCAAGAAGAACCGCAACCCCGACUACGUGCCCUACGACCACGUGCGGAUCAAGCUGAAAGGCGAGAGCAACCCCUCCCGCAGCGACUUCAUCAACGCCAGCCCUAUYAUCGAGCACGACCCGCGGAUGCCGGCGUACAUCGCCACGCAGGGGCCGCUGUCCCACACCAUCGCCGACUUCUGGCAGAUGGUGUGGGAGCACGGCUGCACCGUCAUCGUCAUGCUGAGCCCGCUGGCCGAGGACAGCGUCAAGCAGUGUGACCGCUACUGGCCGGACGAGGGCUCCUCGCUGUACCACAUCUACGAGGUGAACCUGGUCUCGGAGCACAUCUGGUGCGAGGACUUCCUGGUGCGCAGCUUCUACCUGAAGAACGUGCAGUCGCAGGAGACGCGCACGCUCACACAGUUCCACUUCCUCAGCUGGCCGGCCGAGGGCAUCCCGGCCACCACGCGGCCGCUCCUCGACUUCCGCAGGAAGGUGAACAAGUGCUACCGCGGUCGCUCCUGCCCCAUCAUCGUGCACUGCAGCGACGGCGCAGGCAGGACCGGCACCUACAUCCUCGUUGACAUGGUCCUCAACCGCAUGGCCAAAGGUGUGAAGGAGAUUGACAUAGCUGCCACGCUGGAGCACAUCCGCGACCAGCGGCCCGGCAUGGUGCAGACCAAGGACCAGUUUGAGUUUGCGCUCACCGCCGUGGCCGAGGAGGUGAACGCCAUCCUGAAGGCGCUGCCCCAGUGAUGGAGCGGACCCCCGUSCCCCCCGUCCUUCCGUCUGCCCGCAGCCCCCUGCCACCCUCUGGCUUCGCGCGCUCUCCUCGCCCUGUGCAUCGCUGUCUGUGCUGCUGGCGCUGUCCCCUGGCCCCCGGGGCAGGCUCCUGGCCCAGCCCCGGGCUGGCCUGACCCGGCCCUGCAGAACG
Molecule: messenger RNA, 3052 nt
Organism: Nothoprocta perdicaria
Lineage: Eukaryota; Metazoa; Chordata; Aves; Tinamiformes; Tinamidae
Gene: PTPRN
Product: protein tyrosine phosphatase, receptor type N
Exons: 23
Coding region: 1-2874 (957 amino acids)
Biological process (GO): protein dephosphorylation
Cellular component (GO): secretory granule
Molecular function (GO): protein tyrosine phosphatase activity
Source: RefSeq, a predicted model, not a curated record